AUGCUUAUCCCCUCUCCCCACUCGCCCAGAAUGCACGCCCGAAAGAACCACCACCUCUCCAUCAACUCGCCGGGCUCCUCUGCCCUCCCGCCGACCGGCCUCUUGACCCCGCGGACCCCCCGCUCAGCCCGCGCCGACCCUCUGCGCGACCCGCUGCUGUUCUCGCGCUCGCCCCCGCCCUCGCCGGGCCUGCCGCCCGCCCACCCAAAGGACUGGGGGAGAUCGGUUCCCAGCUGUUCGCGCCUGCUCCGCAAGCUCCUCGUCGUCUUCUGCGGCGUCGUCUUCUUGGGAUGGCUCGGCGCGCGUCAUUGGUGGCACUUGUCCGGCGGCCCUCACGGCAUCUCCUACCAGGCCCCGGACGGCUCCGAGUACGAGAUGGUCGGUGACAGCCUGCUGCCGGACGAGCCGUCGGUCGUGGCCAUGACGGACCAGAAGGGCAGGACCAGAUGGACCGUUUCCAUCCCCGCAGACUCGCCCUUCCCGCUCGUUCCAGCCCAGUACAGGGACUUGUGCGACCAGGCCAAGGAAGUCGCCGCUUCGAUCCACGGCAAAGGCUCCCACCACAGGGGCUACUACUACGUCGACCCCACCUAUAUCGACGUCCACCACGCCGUCGAGCAGGGCCUGCUCCCAGACCCCAAGGAAAGUGCGAAGAUGGUGUCUGCGGUGGGCUUGGAUGAUAGUCUCAUGGGAGCGGGCAACGUGUACGGCGGCGAGAAAAUGGACAUCUGCGAGACCAGCAUGACCUUCGUCAUGGAGACUUCCGACGCCGGUCUGGGAAAGACCCUGAUGGCCAUGUGGAUGGCGUAUGGGCUUGCUCGUCUGGAGGGCAGGGCCUUCUUCAUUGACGAUACGAGAUGGCCCUACGGGAGCUACGCGAGCUAUUUUAAGCCUCCUCCGACCCCGUCCUGCCUACCGCCAAUGACAAGCCAGGUUGUUCCCUGCCCCCACCAGGCCAAGCACUUGAUGGUCUCGGCCGCCACCAUCUCCACCACUUUCGGCCACGGUUUUGUCGAAGAGUACGAGGAUCCCCGCAAGAUGCAGGUUCAGCGACAGCACAAGAUUUUCGGCAUGCUUCGGGACGGCUACGAGGCUCUCUUCCGCCUGCACGACGAGGACGCCAACUACGUUCUGGAGCGGACCCGCACCCUCUACGAGCCUGUCAUCGAAAAGGGCGGCGUCAACAUCGGGCUGCACGUGCGCCGUGGAGACCGCCAUCCCUUCGAGUACCAGUAUUCCAAGGAUUAUAUCCCUUUGGACCGCUUCAUGCAAGGCGUGCAAUACCUCAUCGCCGAGCACUACGGCCCGUCCCUGCCUGGGAACAGGACCGACGGCGCCAAGGUCGGACGCGAUGCUCGCAACGGUCCGGCAGAGUCCAUGCACACUCCGGCCGCCGCCGUGAGCCAAGAGGAUCAACCGGAUCUCCUGGCCGUGACUUCGUCCCAAGCCGUGCUGGCAUCCGACGACCCGGACGUCUACACGGCCUCGGAGAUGGCGGGCGUCGCGCGUGCGCAGGAUCGCAUCGUGCUGGCCAGCAAGAAGACGCUGGAGGCGUCGGGCGCCAAGAACAAGAACCGCUACAUCGACGAGGUCUCGGGCUGGGAGGGUGGCUUCUUCCGCGACGUCUUCUGGUCGCUCGGCCGCUCCAACGCGAACAACGCCGGCGCCGCGGGCGACCACCGGAGCGACGAGCCGAACGAGGCGGCGCUGAAGAUGCGCGAGCUCGUCGGCCGCGCCUACCUCCUCGACCUGGCUGUGGUGGCCAAGGCGGACUCGGUCAUGUGCACGCUGAGCGCGACCGGGUGCAGGCUCCUGGCCGUGAUGAUGGGCUGGGAGCAGGCCAUCGAGCAAGGCGCGUGGAAAAACAUUGACGGCGAGUUCCACUGGCGCGGCAUAGAUUGGUGA
This is a messenger RNA of Diplodia corticola, 1905 nucleotides long. RefSeq lists its product as uncharacterized. Lineage: Eukaryota; Fungi; Ascomycota; Dothideomycetes; Botryosphaeriales; Botryosphaeriaceae. Gene Ontology annotation, biological process: protein N-linked glycosylation. Gene Ontology annotation, molecular function: alpha-(1->6)-fucosyltransferase activity. The record is from RefSeq and is a predicted model, not a curated record. Bases 1 to 1905 code for a protein of 634 amino acids. The transcript is spliced from 2 exons.